Carassius auratus (goldfish) is the source of this 2913-nucleotide messenger RNA. Its product is annotated as tripartite motif-containing protein 16-like. The record is from RefSeq and is a predicted model, not a curated record. Gene Ontology annotation, molecular function: protein binding; zinc ion binding. Lineage: Eukaryota; Metazoa; Chordata; Actinopteri; Cypriniformes; Cyprinidae. The coding region runs from base 78 to 1727 and encodes 549 amino acids. The transcript has 6 exons.
AUGUAGCUAAACAGUGAAAGAGAAAGUGAGAGUGUAGUUGAGCUGUUGUUUUUGUAUCUCUACAAUCGAGCAGUAAAAUGGCAGAAGCCAGAAUUUUUCAGGAUGAGUUCUUGUGUCGAGUGUGUCAGGAUCUCCUGAAGGAUCCAGUGACCAUCCAGUGUGGACACAGUUACUGUAAGAGCUGUAUUACAGACUGCUGGGAUCAGGAGGAUCAGAAGAGAGUCUACAGCUGUCUUCAGUGCAGACAGACCUUCAGUCCAAGACCUGCUUUAGCUAGAGACACCAUGCUGGCUGAAGUGGUGGAGAAACUGAAGAAGAGGAUACGUCCUGCUGACUGUUACGCUGGAGCUGGAGAUGUGCAGUGUGACGUCUGUACUGGAAGAAAAUACAAAGCCGUCAAGUCCUGUCUGAUGUGUGUGAACUCUUACUGUCAGAAUCACCUUGAAGAACACAAGAGUUGGUUUAAAGGAAAGAGACACAAAGUGAUUGAAGCCACUGGACGACUGCAGGAGAUGAUCUGCCAGAAACACAAGAAGAUCCUUGAAGUUUUCUGCUGCACUGACCAGAAAUGUAUAUGUAUGCUGUGUACAAUAGAUGGACAUAAAAACCAUGACACUGUAUCAGCUGCAGCAAAGAGGACAGAGAAACAGCACCAGCUGAAGGAGACACAGAAGACGCUCCAGCAGAGAAUCCAGCAGAGAGAGAAAGAUCUCCAGCAGCUGAGAGAGACUGUGGAGUCUCAGAAGCGCUCUGCACAGACAGCAGUGGAGGACAGUGAGAAGAUCUUUACUGAGCUCAUCCGCUCCAUUGAAAGACGCUGCUCUGAGCUGAUACGGCUGAUCAGAGAUCAGGAAAAGACUGCAGUGAGUCGAGCUGAAGAACGACUGGAGCGACUGGAGCAGGAGAUCAAUGAUCUGAGGAGGAGAGACGCUGAGCUGGAGCAGCUUUCACACACACAGGAUCACAUCCAGUUCCUGCAGAGUUUCCAGUCUCCCUCAGCACUUCCUGAAUCUACAGAUGAAAAUAAAGAUCUCCUGAGUUCUCUCUUCUCUUCUGAUGGUCUGAGAGAAUCUGUCCAUCAACUGAGAGACAAACUGGAGGAUUUCUGCAAAGAGGAGCUCAAGAAGAUCUCAGACAGAGUCACAUUCACCAACACGGUUCCCAGAACCAGGGACAACUUCUUACAAUAUUCCCAUCAGCUCACUCUGGAUCCAAACACAGCCCAUAAAAACCUCUGUCUGUCCGAGAACAACAGAGUGAUGAUUCACACACACAGAGAGCAGUCGUAUCCUGAUCAUCCAGACAGAUUUGAUGUGUAUCGUCAGGUGUUGUGUAGAGAGAGUGUGUGUGGACGCUGUUACUGGGAGAUUGAGUGGAGGGGAAAUAAUGGUGUGCGUAUAUCAGUGUCAUAUAGUAGCAUCAACAGGAAGGUAGGUGUUGAGUGUUUGUUUGGAUCUAAUGAUCAAUCCUGGAGUUUGAUUUGCACUCCCUCGAGGUACUCAUUUUGGCACAAUAAGACACACACUGUUCUCUCUGUGGAGUCCAUCAGCAGUAGAAUAGGAGUGUAUGUAGAUCACAGAGCAGGAACUCUGUCCUUCUACAGCGUCUCUGACACAAUGAGUCUCAUCCACACAGUCCAGACCACAUUCACUCAGACGCUCUACCCUGGGUUUGGAUUUGGACCUGGAUCAUCUGUGAAACUCAUCCGUGUUGAUGAAUCAGAUUAGAUUGACAAGAGAUUCUACCCGUAAUGCUUUGAUGCAUGAUAAAUUAGUAACAGUGAGAUAUUAUUAAGUCUUUCCUUUUCUCUUCAUGACAUUUAUACUACAGUGAAAUAACAUGUAUGCAAAAUACUUAUAUAGGCAGUAAAAUGCAUGUGUGAGACCUGCUGAGUGACCGUGUGUUUCUGUGCUUAUCUCAACCUCUGUUUGUGUUGAUUUAGUUUUUGAUGUAGUGUCAAACCUAUCAUUUUCUUAUCACUAUAAUAAAUCGAGCGCAGCGUCAGUUCAGUCAGGCCACGGAGGCAAGGCUGUGAACAGCUGAUGCGGUCAGCUGUCAAAUCGCUCCAAUCACCACCUCUCUCCUAUUAGACACGGGACCUAUAUAUACGUGGCACUACGGCUUGGUAAGUAUGCUCAACGGCUCGCAAAUAUUGCGAUACAGCUUAAACAGCAUGAGAAUUAAGUUUAUGUCAUUCUUUACACUUCUUACUUGCUGCUUCCUGGUCAUGGAUACUUCGGACAUCUUAGUACAAAUCCUUUCCGAAGAAUCUCCGGACGAAAUCCCGGAUCAUGGCACGGAAGACAUCGAUCCAACCCUGCUAGUAAGACGCAGCUCCAGGAUCGCAGCGAGGAAUCCGUUUGCCAUCACUGAAUGGCCUAUAGAAAGGAUUUUGUCCACCUUAUACACUCUGAACAUGCAAGUGCCUCUGAAUCUGGAUCACGAUCAGCUCCUGACUCUAUUACAAGAAGUCAAUCAAGACCCGCAGCCCCCAUCCACCAACGUACCAUCUUCUCUUCCCCGGUCUACCGGCCAUAAAGCCACGGAAAAAAGAAAAAAUAUCUCCACCAAUCAAGCGGAUCCAACUCCAAAAAAAGGAAAAACAGCAAGUGCCUCUUUCGCUGCAGUACAAGGAGAAGACAAGAUUCUAUCAGCGCUGCUCUCAAUUCAAGGAACCCUUUCCGCCAUGGACAACAGGAUCCAGGCGCUGGAAUCACAGCGCUCUUCUCCUGCACCACAGGCGGGCAUCUACGGACAGACUUCCAGCUUAACAUCUAACCGCGCUAUUUCCCCCGACUUAGCGCUUCCUAGUUGAUCUCUCGGAUCAGCGCUACCCGCCGCUUCCACUGGACUGCCCUUUUUCCCCCCAGCAGCUGCUGUCUCUCCUCAUCUGCACGCUCAAAUCCUGUCAGG